This is a messenger RNA of Dictyostelium purpureum, 1101 nucleotides long. RefSeq lists its product as uncharacterized. Gene Ontology annotation, molecular function: pyridoxal phosphate binding; transferase activity, transferring alkyl or aryl (other than methyl) groups. NCBI's taxonomy places the organism in Eukaryota, Evosea, Eumycetozoa, Dictyosteliales, Dictyosteliaceae. The transcript has a single exon. The record is from RefSeq and is a predicted model, not a curated record. Gene Ontology annotation, biological process: transsulfuration. Bases 1 to 1101 code for a protein of 366 amino acids.
AUGAUAGAAAAUAGUGAAGGAAGAGUUAUUCAAGAAAUUAAAGGAAAUAAUAUAUACUGCAGAUCUAUUUCGCCACCCCAAAUAGAAAUAACAGAAAAAUAUACAGAUGCACACACAAUAAGUGGUCAUAAUAUUAAAAAAGUUAAACUCUAUGGCAAGAUAGCAGUAUCGGGUUUAAGUGCAAUUUAUCUAACUUUUGCAAAUUUAAUAAAACAAGAAAAGAAGGGUGACAAUAUAAAUAUUAUAAUCAGUGACGAGUUAUAUUGCGAUACACCUAAAAUUAUCAAAUCUUUUAAUUGCCCAACAACUGAAAUCAAUGUGUGCAACCCUGCCUCCAUUUUGCAACAUUUUCAAGGUUUGAAGAAUGAGAAUCCAAAUAAAACCAAUAUAUUGUUUUUUGAAAGUGCCUCAAAUCCUAAUGGAAAUAUAUUCCCAUUCGAUAUUUUGCCAAAAUUGAAACAGCUAUCAAAGAAACUAAUUGUAGUUGUGGAUAAUACUUGGUUAACUCAUGUAAUUUUAAACCCAUUCAAAUUUAGCGAUGUUGAGAUUGUGGUCAAUUCAUGCUCAAAGUAUUAUAGUGCCAGCAAAUGUAUUUCUGGUAUGAUUCUAUCAAAGAAUGCAAACUUUAUGUACUCCCUCGAAAGUAUGUCAAAGUUAAUGGGUUAUCAUGUCAGUGUAGAUUAUUGUAAAUUGUUAUUGGCUAAUUUCGGCACCAUGGAGGAUAGAAUCAUGGCUUCCUAUAAAAACACACUUGAAUUAACCAAGGUGUUAUCAAGUUACAAAAAUAUAACCAUUCGUAACAGUUCCAACCCAAAUGAUUCAUCUCAUCAAUUAGCACUUACAUAUUAUAACAAGUCAAAGGAAGAUCCAAAUGAAACAAUCCAUCCAAGCAUUAUAAAUGUCAUUGUAAACAAACCAAUAGAUCACGUUAAAAAGCAACUUGAAGAAAAUAACAUAAUUACUAAAACUUCGUUUGGUUCAUGUCAUACUAAAGUUUGCAAUUUUAUGAAAUCAUUAUCACCACAAUAUACCCAAAUUAGAAUCAGUGUUGGAUACGAUAAAAUAGAUUUCAAAAUGUUUGAAUUUUUAAAUUCAAAUUAA